ACGUGGUGGACAGCUCCCAGUGCUGAAUCUGUCAAAAAAGGAGAUUAUUCUGCCCUGAUCGCCCUUAAACACCAAAGGAAUUGUGCUAUGCUGUUUUAAAGAUCUUAUUCAGUUGUAUCACAUUUUGUUUGACCUGACUGCUUUGUCAACAAAGCUCACAAAGAUAACAAUGGAGGCACGUAUCAGCGCACAGCACUGGAGAAGGUACGUCUCGGUCUUCUUUAUUUUCUCUGCCGCCCUGAACACGGCAUAUGCCGUUACUCACUAUUCUAUUCCUGAAGAAAUGGAGGAGAGCUCCGUUGUGGCUAAUCUUGCAGCUGAUUUAGGUUUGGAUGUGAAAACAUUGAGUAGACGUAAGAUGCGGUUAGACAUUAUCUCGAAUAAAAAAUAUCUGGAUGUGAACAAAGAAACGGGGGAGCUGUACAUUGUAGAGAAGAUGGACAGGGAAUAUCUUUGCCCUGCUAAGACAUCCUGUUUUCUUAAAAUGGAAGCUAUUAUUGAAAAUCCACAACGGAUCUUUUACAUCGAAAUAGAGAUAAUGGACAUCAAUGAUAACGCCCCCCAUUUCCGAAGGGACACCAUUAACUUGGAUAUUUCAGAAGCAACACAGGGUGGUGAACGAUUUUCUGUUAACAAUGCAGUGGAUCCUGACGUUGGUUCAAACUCAGUGAAAACAUACCUAUUGAGCGAAAAUGAGCACUUUACCAUCGAAAUUCAGACAGGAAGAGACGGGUCAAAAUUCGCUGAUUUGAUACUGAAAAGGGUAUUAGACCGAGAGCAGCAGGCGGUUCAUAAUCUAAUACUCACCGCUGAAGACGGUGGAGUCCCUGCGCGCUCUGGUACAGCCAGUAUAGUUGUUCGCGUUUUAGAUACGAACGACAACGCUCCUAAAUUUGACAAAGACAACUACAAAAUCGAUAUAAUGGAAAACUCCCCUAUUGGAAGCCUUGUUGUUAAAUUGAAUGCAACAGACUUAGAUGAGGGCACCAAUUCGGAAAUAUUAUAUUCUUAUAGCCUGUAUACAUCAGAGAAAACACAACAAACGUUCCAUUUAAACCCUAACAACGGUGAGAUCACGGUAAAGGAAAUGAUCAAUUAUGAGGAUUUCAGGAUCUAUGAUAUGGAAGUAAUUGCAACGGAUAAGGGGUCCAAUUCAUUGACAGGUCAGUGUAAAUUAACCGUUUUAGUUACGGAUAUGAAUGAUAAUCAUCCCGAAAUAUCCAUCAAAUCCUUUCAAAGUCCAGUCAAGGAGGACAUAGCAGUAGACACGGUGAUAGCAGUGGUUAGUGUCAGCGAUAAAGAUUCAGGUGACAAUGGGAUAGUUGAUAUUCGUAUAGCUGAUAAAUUACCUUUUGCGCUGAGAGAGUCUUCUGAUAACUAUUACGAGUUGGUAGUUUCAGAGCCUCUGGAUCGUGAGAAGGUCCCUGAAUAUGAAAUCACUUUUACGGUAACAGACAGGGGUUCCCCUCCGCUAUCUGACAACGAAACUAUUACUUUAGAACUACUAGACAUAAACGACAACGUUCCACAGUUCCCCCAGUCGUUCUACAUUAUACCCGUUAUGGAGAAUAACGCACCUGGGGCCUUGCUAAGUUCCCUCACUGCGUUUGAUCCAGACCUCCAUGAAAACCAGUAUCUAGUUUAUUUCAUCAUAGAGAAGGAGAUAGUGAACACCUCCAUGUCCAUGCUGUUCUCAAUCAAUCCGGAGAACGGCAAUCUUUACGCACUAAAGACGUUUGACUAUGAGAUAGAGAAGGAGUUCCUUUUCCACAUUGAGGCCAGAGACUCUGGUGUUCCUCCGCUCAGCAGUAACGUGACUGUCCACAUCAUUAUUGUGGACCAGAACGACAACACCCCGGUCAUAGUGUCUCCGUGGCGCGCGCACGGCUCCGUGGUGGAGGAGAAGAUCCCCAGAUCCACCGAUAAAGGAUCCCUGGUUUCCAAGGUGAUAGCCAUAGACACGGACUCGGUCCAGAACUCUCGGAUUACAUACCAGUUUCUACAGGUUACUGACGCCACCUUAUUCAGUCUGGACCAAUACAACGGAGAGAUACGUACUAUGAGAAUGUUCAGUUACAGAGAUCCGCGUCAUCAACGGCUGGUUGUCAUCGCCAAGGACAAUGGGGACCCUGCUCUCUCUGCUACAGUUACCAUAAAGCUCUCAACAGUGGAGACUGCCGUUAAAGCCUACUCUGACAUGACUGAAGUGCCGCUAGAAUAUGACAUAUUUUCAGAUAUAAACUUGUAUUUGGUGAUCGGCCUGGGCUCAGUGUCCUUUCUGUUAUUGAUCACCAUAUUGGUCACCUGUGUGCUGAAGUGUCAGAAACCAAUGCCCAGCAAAGCGGCCCCUCCAAGUAGGAACAGCGUGAUCAGCGAGAGAAACUCAACCAUUGCAGAUUCCACCCUGGUCUCCAACGAUGCCUACUGGUACAGUCUGUUUCUAGCGGAGACAAGGAAAGGAAAGCUGGUAGUCAGACAGCCUGUGCCAAAGGCGGGUUCCAGAUACAUCGUGUCCAGUCUACCAAGGAGCACUGGCCUGACAGAGACCAGCGACUCAGCAGCCUCUACUCUGCAGGUAAGAAUAAAAUCUUAA
Messenger RNA from Oncorhynchus nerka (sockeye salmon), 2593 nucleotides. Its product is annotated as protocadherin alpha-C2-like. The record is from RefSeq and is a predicted model, not a curated record. Gene Ontology annotation, biological process: homophilic cell-cell adhesion. The coding region runs from base 170 to 2593 and encodes 807 amino acids. Gene Ontology annotation, cellular component: plasma membrane. Lineage: Eukaryota; Metazoa; Chordata; Actinopteri; Salmoniformes; Salmonidae. Gene Ontology annotation, molecular function: calcium ion binding. The transcript has a single exon.